GUUGUCUAGCUCUGAGGGGAGCUUUUUUUUGCCGCAAAGUCUACUGUCCACCCCACAUUUUCCGUCGAGCUUUCUUAUCUCCUUGUUCAUAUCGAUAUUCAAUUUCAUAAAUAGCGCUUUUCUGGAUUUGAGAUUGGGGAUAUAGAAAUCUAUCUUUGAUUGGGCACGACUAGUAGUGCGUCUGGGCCUAUAUCCCAACAUCUCCUUUCCACAUCUUCCCCGCAUCAAGUGCACGAACAGACGCCUAACUCUGAUAUAGAACUUUGACCAUCUUCAUUUAUACCUUUCCCCAAGCCCCCAAACGGUGGAGAUUAUCCAACAUGUCCUUCCAAUCAACCCCGGCAGACGUCUCCGUGAUAAUCUCGACCGCAUCUGCUGCCACCACAGCAGACACACCUUCACUCGCAACAGAGCGUCGCGUCACCCCAUCAUGGACGAUAACUCAGCUAAAAGGUAAACUUGAGACGAUGACUGGUGUGCCACCUGGAAGUCAGAAAUUACUCUUCAAAGCACCUGGAAAGCCGGAUCAGUGGAUUCAAGGUGAGGAGAGGCUGAUUGGGGAAUGUGGAUUGGUUAGGGGUUGUGAGAUUGAGGUCCACGAUACUCGCCCGCCAACCGCGCGGCUUAAUUUCACAGAUAUCUCGUCGGUGGAAAAAUACGAACUGCCCACGGAGACAUACGAGUCGUUAUCAAACUCCGUUCUCGCGUGGAAAAAGAAUCAGAAACUAGGUCGUUUCAAUCCCAAUGCACAAGCCCCGGAAGAAUUAUUAAACGAGCAAGCUGUCAAAGAUGCCGCUGAGGUUGAGAAACGAGGUAUAAAUCUACAAGCUCGAGCAAUCAUCCUUCCUUCUUCCCCUCCACACAUCCGCCGCGGCACAAUCCGCUAUGUCGGCCCGGUCCCCGAAAUCCCCUUCGCAGCCCUCAAGGGCCAACCCAUCGAUGAGAGCUACGCGGCGACCAACCCAUUACCGCUAUGGGUGGGCAUCGAGCUCGACGAGCCCAUAGGCAAAAAUGACGGAAGUGUAGCGGGGAAGAGGUACUUUGUGUGCGGUGCGAAUACCGGCGUCUUUGUCAAGCCCGAGAAAAUCCAGGUCGGGGAUUUUCCGCCUUUGGGGCUGGAUUUGGAGGAUGAUAUGGAGGAGAUAUGAAUUACGGGACUAGAGGUAUUACAGUUAAUUAAAUGCCUGAGACGAAACUUUCAUAUGCUUGUGGCUGUGUCAUGAUUACAGUUCUAUACCAAGAGUAUUGGAAAAUAAUAAU
This is a messenger RNA of Talaromyces proteolyticus, 1260 nucleotides long. RefSeq names its product CAP Gly-rich domain-containing protein. Lineage: Eukaryota; Fungi; Ascomycota; Eurotiomycetes; Eurotiales; Trichocomaceae. The record is from RefSeq and is a predicted model, not a curated record. Gene Ontology annotation, molecular function: microtubule plus-end binding. The coding region runs from base 321 to 1148 and encodes 275 amino acids. The transcript has 3 exons. Gene Ontology annotation, biological process: cytoplasmic microtubule organization. Gene Ontology annotation, cellular component: cytoplasm; microtubule plus-end; nucleus.